This is a messenger RNA of Choloepus didactylus (southern two-toed sloth), 1962 nucleotides long. It is a transcript of the gene SMARCD3, whose product is annotated as SWI/SNF related, matrix associated, actin dependent regulator of chromatin, subfamily d, member 3. The transcript is spliced from 13 exons. Gene Ontology annotation, biological process: regulation of transcription by RNA polymerase II. Lineage: Eukaryota; Metazoa; Chordata; Mammalia; Pilosa; Megalonychidae. The record is from RefSeq and is a predicted model, not a curated record. Gene Ontology annotation, cellular component: SWI/SNF complex; nucleus. The coding region runs from base 335 to 1822 and encodes 495 amino acids.
GCUUUGAAAAGGCAGGAUUUUCUGUCCCCGCCGAGUAAACAGCCAGACCCCGGGCAGCCCGGACUAUUUCCGUCUUAUCAGUGCAGGAAUGCGGCAGCAGCGGCGGCGGCGGCGGCGGCGGCAGCGGCAGUGGUGGCAGCAGCUGAGCAGGAGUGGCGUGGGCCGUGGGCCGUCAGGGCAGCCCUGAAGGGGCCCCCUCCCCACUCCGCUCUAGUAGAAGUGUGAGAGAGCCCAGCAGGACUCAGAGGGGAGAGUUGGAGGAAAAAAAAAGGCAGAAAAGGGAAAGAAAGAGGAAGAGAGAGAGUGAGUGAGAGGAGCCGCUGAGCCCACCCCGAUGGCUGCGGACGAAGUUACCGGAGGGGCGCGCAAAGCCACGAAAAGCAAACUUUUUGAGUUUCUGGUCCAUGGGGUGCGCCCCGGGAUGCCGUCUGGAGCCCGGAUGCCCCACCAGGGGGCGCCCAUGGGCCCCCCGGGUUCCCCGUACAUGGGCAGCCCCGCGGUCCGACCCGGCCUGGCCCCCGCGGGCAUGGAGCCCGCCCGCAAGCGAGCAGCGCCCCCGCCCGGGCAGAGCCAGGCGCAGAGCCAGGGCCAGCCGGUGCCCACAGCCCCCGCGCGGAGCCGCAGUGCCAAGAGGAGGAAGAUGGCUGACAAAAUCCUCCCUCAAAGGAUUCGGGAACUGGUCCCUGAGUCUCAGGCUUACAUGGACCUCCUAGCAUUUGAGAGGAAACUGGAUCAAACCAUCAUGCGGAAGCGGGUGGACAUCCAGGAAGCUCUGAAGAGGCCGAUGAAGCAAAAGCGGAAGCUGCGUCUUUAUAUCUCCAAUACUUUUAACCCUGCGAAGCCCGAUGCUGAGGAUUCCGAUGGCAGCAUUGCUUCCUGGGAGCUUCGGGUAGAGGGGAAACUCCUGGAUGACGUACGUCCUGGCCCAGGUCUCUCCAGGUGUCCUGGGCCCAGCAAGCAGAAGCGGAAGUUCUCUUCCUUCUUCAAGAGUUUGGUCAUUGAGCUGGACAAAGACCUUUAUGGCCCUGACAACCACCUAGUUGAGUGGCACCGGACACCCACUACCCAGGAGACAGAUGGAUUCCAGGUGAAGAGGCCGGGAGACUUGAGUGUGCGCUGUACCCUUCUCCUCAUGCUGGACUACCAGCCUCCCCAGUUUAAACUGGACCCCCGCCUGGCCCGGCUGCUGGGGUUGCACACACAGAGCCGCUCAGCCAUUGUCCAGGCCCUGUGGCAGUACGUGAAGACCAAUAGGCUGCAGGACUCCCACGACAAGGAAUACAUCAAUGGGGACAAGUAUUUCCAGCAGAUUUUUGAUUGUCCCCGGCUGAAGUUUUCUGAGAUUCCCCAGCGCCUUACAGCUCUGCUAUUGCCCCCUGACCCAAUCGUCAUCAAUCAUGUUAUCAGUGUGGACCCAUCAGACCAGAAGAAGACAGCGUGCUAUGACAUUGAUGUGGAGGUGGAGGAGCCACUGAAGGGGCAGAUGAGCAGCUUCCUCCUAUCCACAGCUAAUCAGCAGGAGAUCAGCGCUCUGGAUAGUAAGAUCCACGAGACGAUUGAGUCCAUAAACCAGCUCAAGAUCCAGAGGGACUUCAUGCUAAGCUUCUCCAGAGACCCCAAAGGCUAUGUCCAAGACCUGCUCCGCUCCCAAAGCCGGGACCUCAAGGUGAUGACAGAUGUGGCAGGCAACCCUGAAGAGGAACGCCGGGCCGAGUUCUACCACCAGCCCUGGUCCCAGGAAGCUGUCAGCCGCUACUUCUACUGCAAGAUCCAGCAGCGCAGGCAGGAACUGGAGCAGUCGCUGGUUGUGCGCAACACCUAGGAACCCCUUUGAAUAAGCACCACUAUGGACCUUCCGGGCUUGGGCUCUGUUCCCCCAGGGAUCCAUCCUGGGCCCUGCCAUCACUUCUGAUGCCCUUGGGGUGAAGCUGAGGGACUGGAUUAAAGGUCAUUCAUCUAAUA